This is a messenger RNA of Laetiporus sulphureus 93-53, 963 nucleotides long. RefSeq lists its product as uncharacterized. Lineage: Eukaryota; Fungi; Basidiomycota; Agaricomycetes; Polyporales; Laetiporaceae. Gene Ontology annotation, cellular component: nucleus. Bases 36 to 902 code for a protein of 288 amino acids. The record is from RefSeq and is a predicted model, not a curated record. The transcript has 5 exons.
CAGUUGCUUCUUCUCCACGAACCUCGACCGCGGACAUGGCCAAACGAAAGCAGCAGCACCCAGACGAUGUCGACUCGGACGGCGACAACGCCAGCGAACGUAGCCUCGUGAAUGUCGAUUUUGACUUUUUUGACCCCAAUCCGGAGAUCGACUAUCUCGCCCUCAAACGGCUGGCUGCGCAGCUUUUCCAAGCAGAUUCGGAGCAGCUGCAUCUCAAUGACCUUGCAGACCUAAUCCUAUCGCAGCCGCUGGUCGGCACUACCGUAAAAUGUGAUGGGCGGGAGAGUGACCCAUAUGCAUUCCUUACCGUGCUGAACAUGCACGUCCACCAGAAUCGUCCUUCGAUCAAAGCUCUGCUGGAAUACACUUCUGCAAAGUCGUCAUCGGAUGCCGCUUUCCACACCACCCUGCAAAAUCUGCUAGGGCCCUCGGGCCUGACAUCACAGAACCACGUCGGGUACAUCUUCUCAGAGCGGUUGAUCAACAUGCCCGCGCAAGUCAUGCCACACAUGUAUCGCAUGCUGGCCGAUGAAAUUCAGUGGGCUGUCGACGAUAACGAGCUGUACAAUUUCUCUCACUUCCUCAUUAUUUCGCGGACAUACCGCCUGUCCCCGGAAGAGGAGGCAGAACUACAAGACAACGUACCACGGUCAAAGCGCCAUAAGCAGAACGCCGCCACGAACUCUCAAGCUUCGUCUGGAGGCAUAAAUGCAUUCCACCCCGAAGAUGAAUACAUUCAAAAGAUCGCUUUGCAUUCUUUGGACUACAAGUUCACGCAUUCGCAGCCACGAGAACAGGGUGCUUUUGGGUUAGACCAAGGAGGGCGAAUGAUGCUUGUGCCAGCAGCUCGCUUGCGUGAACUUGUGACAGUACUCACUGGAGCAUAUCCUCCACCGUCCUGACGAAUGCUUGCCACUUUGGCUGUCAUAUAGAUUGUUGAAUCUUGGAUGCAUGUUAGACCGA